AUAAAUCCAAAACGGUGCGUUUGGUACGCGACUUCUUUCUUUCAGUUACUAAACCCUAGUUCCUUCCAUCCCUUGAAUCUUAAACCCUGCUAGCACCUCUCUCUCGUCCUUCUCUUUCACUUAGAGAAACAAGAGAUGGACACGGACGGAAAUUCGGGAGACGCGUCGAGGGUGGUCCAUGUGCGCUUCAUCACGAAGCUCGACCGUCCUUUCAAAGUUCCAAAUUCCUCCAUUUCCGUCGCCUCCAAUUUCACCCGAUUUGGCCUAUCCAGCGUCGUUAACAAUCUUAUCCAAACAGAGAAUCCUGAUUGGGAAGUGGAGCCUUUUGAUUUUCUUAUCAAUGGCGAGCUGGUUCGGAUGUCGCUUGAAAACUUCCUUCUUGCCAAGGGCAUUUCUGCGGAAACAAUAUUGGAAAUUGAAUACAUACGGGCUGUAGUUCCACGCAAAGAAGAAGAACCUUCGUUACAUGAUGACUGGGUCAGUGCAGUUGAUGGUUCUAGUCCCAGGUUUUUUUUGACAGGGUGCUAUGAUGGUUUAGGAAGGGUAUGGAAAGCUGCUGGUGUAUGUACACACAUACUGGAAGGACACAGUGAACCUGUUUCUUCUGUUAGCAUAAUCAAUCCAGAAGGUGCAGAUAGUGUUACCGUAGCUACUGCUUCGAAAGACCGGACACUUAGACUGUGGAAGUUCAAUGCAGAAGAUACCAGAAGAAAUCCUUUGAAGAUAAACGCAUUCAAAAUUUUGCGUGGACAUAGAGCAUCUGUUCAAAGUGUUGCUGCUCAGACCUCUGGAAACAUGAUCUGUUCAGGCUCUUGGGAUUGCACAAUCAAUUUGUGGCAGACAAAUGAGCCAGUUUCAGAAGGUGACACUGUAUCAACAAAGAAGAGAAAAACCACUGGUCAAGCUAAGGAAUCUCAGUCGGAGGGGGAGGCUGUUUCUUCUCUAGUGGGCCACACACAAUGUGUAUCUUCUGUAAAGUGGCCGGAGCGUGAAAACAUAGUAAGUGCAAAUAGAUUUUUUCUUACCUCUCUGUUGUCUGAAUUCUGUGGUAAAGCCCUCAACUGUCUUGAUAUUGGAGGUGAAAGUUCCGCUCUUGUUGCUGGUGGUGGUUCUGACCCUAUUCUUAAGAUAUGGGAUCCUCGUAAACCAGGAACUUCUGCUCCUGUCUAUCAAUUCUCAUCUCACACUUCUUGGAUUACGGCAUGCAAGUGGCAUGAGAAGUCUUGGUUUCAUUUAAUUUCUGCAUCUCAUGAUGGAAAAGUUAUGCUGUGGGAUUUGAGAACUGCUUGGCCCUUAUUUGUCAUUGAUGCGCACAAAGACAAGGCACUAUGUGCUGACUGGUGGAGAGGUGAUACUGUGCUUAGUGGUGGGGCAGAUUCAAAGCUUUGCAUGACUUCUGGGGCUUCUGUGCUGUGAGAGCUAUAAGCAGAAGAGUGAUUUGAAGAUGGAAGUUGCAUAGCUGGGAACAUCCUCAAAGCUCUCUCCGCAUUUCUCAUGAUCUUCUGGAAAUGGUGGUGCGAAUAGGGAAGUCUAAGUUUGCAUCUAGGGGAGGUUUGAACAAGGGUUUAGGUGCUCGGUUGUCUCAUGGCCGGAGCCGGAGAUAUAUAGUUUCAGAGCUAAUUUUCAGUCCAUGGCACACUAUGGUUGUAGCAAAUAGAACAGGCUUUACCUCUUUAUACGUGAUCGUGGUCUGGACUCUUGAGAGUAAUAUUCAUUCAUCAUGGAUCCGCUCCAUGCACAAUUGCAUGAUUUAUCUUAUAUUCCUUGGUAAUUUUAUGUUUUAUCGAAGUUCGCUUGUA
Molecule: messenger RNA, 1799 nt
Organism: Prunus mume (Japanese apricot)
Lineage: Eukaryota; Viridiplantae; Streptophyta; Magnoliopsida; Rosales; Rosaceae
Source: RefSeq, a predicted model, not a curated record